This is a messenger RNA of Esox lucius (northern pike), 1689 nucleotides long. It is a transcript of the gene jagn1a, whose product is annotated as jagunal homolog 1a. The transcript has 3 exons. The record is from RefSeq and is a predicted model, not a curated record. The coding region runs from base 154 to 705 and encodes 183 amino acids. Gene Ontology annotation, cellular component: endoplasmic reticulum membrane. NCBI's taxonomy places the organism in Eukaryota, Metazoa, Chordata, Actinopteri, Esociformes, Esocidae. Gene Ontology annotation, biological process: granulocyte colony-stimulating factor signaling pathway; vesicle-mediated transport; endoplasmic reticulum organization.
GCUUGCGCACAAAGGAUGUUUCGCUUUUCAUUUCAUCACCCGGCUUGAAUUGUGCAGAGCUAGCCUCGAUUGAUUUCGGUAUAAAAGAUACUUUAGUUUAGUAAUUAGCUAGUUGGUUCAUUCUGCGUCACUAAGUAAUACACGGUUGUUACUAUGACGUGUCGUGUGGGUCCUCGAGCUGCAGGAACUGAUGGAAGUGACUUCAAACACAGGGAAAAGGUGGCCCCACAAUACCAGAUGAGUGCGUCGCUAAAGUCUAAGAUCCGGAAGCUGAACUUGGUCCACCUGCUGCUUUGGCUUCUGGUAGUGGCCCAGGUGACCGUCAACAAACUCAACCUGGUGCCUAGCAACACAGUGGCCGAGCCCUACAGGUGGGAGUACCCCUACCUCAUCAGCCUAUUCCCGCUGGUCACCGGCAGCCUGUCGCUUCCCAAGAACAACAUCAGCUACCUGGUGAUCUCCAUGAUCAGUUCGGGCCUGUUCUCCAUCGCACCACUUUUCUACGGCAUCAUGGAGAUGCUAGGCGAAGCUCAGCAGCUGUACCGCCACGGCAAGGCCUACCGCAUCCUGUUUGGGUGGGCCGCAGUCACCGUCAUGUAUCUGGUGGUGCUGGCAGCACUGCACGUGCACGCCUGGCAGAUCUACUACAGCAAGAAGUUGCUGGACGCCUGGUUCAACUCAACGCAGGAGAAGAAGAAGAAGUGAUCGGGAUGAAUUGUGGGACUGAUGUGGAAAAACCGCUUAGGUUUUCUGUCUUUAGGGUGCAAAUAUAAUUACUCAGUUAUUUAUUCAAUAUAAUCACUGUCUUGUCUUUCCGUGUAGUCUGGGGGAAGUAAAUUUCAUUCUGAAGACAUUCAGGCAUGUUCAUUGUCUUUGACACGUUAUUCAUGUCAUUAUAACAUGUAACUACACACAUGAAUGGGGCUCAUGGUUUUGUCAUGAGAAUCAACCUAUACCAAAUAAGGAAUGUGGUCUUAGUCUAAGAGUCAACAUUUGUAUGUUGUUUUCAUUGGAGACCUGGGUUCAAAACCCUCCCGAAACACAACACACACACACAUUCCAAUACCCUAGGUCCAUGCUGUUAAUUAUUUCCUUUCCACGUCAUCUGUCUUCUGUCAGGGCUAAGCAUGAAUGUUGUCUUGGGUUUGUCACUUCCUUUUUUUGUUCUCAUACAAACUUACCUCAUAAUCUCAGAUCCUAGAUCCAGAAGGAUCUAGUCUGAGCUGAGCCAGUUAACUAGCUGUUAGCAUUAGCAACUCUAUACUUUGUUAACCUGGCUCUAGAGAAUGAAUGAGAGCCUGCAGCUCCCCCUGAAACCACAAUGUUUACUGGCACAGCUGAAGGAUUUAAGUAGCUCUGUAUGAACCAAGCCUUUGUGUGUGAGACUGCAGCGUGACCAGAGGAUAUUAACAGACUUUUUGUUUCUCAACCGAGAAGGAAUGAGGGCCAAAUAAGUUUUCCAUGAUUUCAGUAAAUGGACAUUUAGUAAUUAAUAUGUAUUCUAGAAAGCACUGGAAGGCAUGCACACCAGUACUGUCCAAGACUCAGAGACAUUGGGUGAUGUUUUCUAAUCUGAACAUUUUGAAGCAUCUCUUCACCAAGUUGGCUUGAGGGGUUACACUAUCUAGUUUGCUUAACCUUUCAUGUAACGUUUUCAUGUUUUUGCCUGUAAUAAAAAAUCUAUUGUAA